Messenger RNA from Odobenus rosmarus divergens (Pacific walrus), 1441 nucleotides. RefSeq names its product dimethylarginine dimethylaminohydrolase 1 (gene DDAH1). NCBI's taxonomy places the organism in Eukaryota, Metazoa, Chordata, Mammalia, Carnivora, Odobenidae. Gene Ontology annotation, biological process: positive regulation of nitric oxide biosynthetic process; arginine metabolic process. The transcript is spliced from 6 exons. Gene Ontology annotation, molecular function: dimethylargininase activity; amino acid binding. The record is from RefSeq and is a predicted model, not a curated record. The coding region runs from base 104 to 961 and encodes 285 amino acids.
CACAUUCAUCUGCUGCCAAGGGGAGCCGCCGGGCGCUCGCAGGCUCAGCGCGCGCUGCCCGCGAGAGGACCCGGCCGCCGCGCCCCCGCCGCCUCCCGGAGCCAUGGCAGCGCUCGGCCACCCCGCAGCCUUCGGCCGGGCCACCCAUGCCGUGGUGCGGGCGCUGCCCGAGUCCCUCUGCCAGCACGCGCUGAGGCGCGCCAAGGGCGACGAGGUGGAUUUCGCCCGUGCCGAGCGGCAGCAUCAGCUCUACGUGGGCGUGCUGGGCAGUAAGCUGGGGCUGCAGGUGGUGAAGCUGCCAGCCGACGAGAGCCUCCCCGACUGCGUGUUCGUGGAAGACGUGGCUGUGGUGUGCGAGGAGACGGCCCUCAUCACCCGACCCGGGGCGCCGAGCCGGAGGAAGGAGGUUGACAUGAUGAAAGAAGCAUUAGAAAAACUUCAGCUCAAUCUAGUAGAGAUGAAAGAUGAAAAUGCAACUUUAGAUGGUGGAGACGUCUUAUUCACAGGCAGAGAAUUUUUUGUGGGCCUUUCCAAAAGGACAAAUCAACGAGGUGCUGAAAUCUUGGCUGAUACUUUUAAGGACUAUGCGGUCUCCACAGUCCCGGUGGUUGAUGCUUUGCAUUUGAAGAGUUUCUGCAGCAUGGCUGGGCCUAAUCUAAUCGCAAUUGGAUCCAGCGAAUCUGCGCAGAAGGCCCUAAAGAUCAUGCAACAGAUGAGUGACCACCGCUAUGACAAACUUACUGUGCCUGAUGACGUGGCCGCCAACUGUAUAUACCUAAAUAUCCCCAGCAAAGGCCACGUCUUGCUACACCGCACCCCAGAAGAAUAUCCAGAAAGUGCAAAGGUUUAUGAAAAGCUGAAAGACCAUAUGCUGAUUCCCGUGAGCCAUUCUGAACUGGAAAAGGUGGACGGGCUGCUCACAUGCAGCUCGAUUUUAAUUAACAAGAAGGUAGACUCCUGAGUCGAAGUCCCCCCCCCCCCCGUAGCCGGCAAUACCGCACUCACAAGGCCAAUGACUGUCCCACUCCUGUCGUGUUCAUUGACAAUCUACUGCACCACUGUGCUAUUAACCCUGGUUUACAAAAGUCUCCUUCUAAGUUUGCUUCGCUCUGCACCCUCCCCUUCCUCCCCUUGCCGUGGUACCUAAACUGUGGGUUUUGCUAAAUGAAUUAAGCAAUCUAGAAAAUAUAGAGCUAAUGAAUUAUUGAACUGUGAUUAAUAAUAGUGAAGAAACACUCAUUUCAGUGUUUGUAUUAUCAGUGUGAAUAUAUAUAUGCUGUUUAGUUGCCAAUAUAUGCUAAAGAAUGUCUUCUUGAUCAGUCAGAUAGGCCAGGGUUGUUUUGUUUUUUUUUUUUUCCUCUCUGUAUCGUUAAUCAUCUUUGGUUCCUGUGAAAUUCCCUGGUCCCUGGCUUCUCUCCUUUUCCUUCCUUUUUUUCAUCUG